AUGGAGACUAAGGUUGAUGAAGAAGCUGGGGUCAAUGGUGCUGGUGGCGCCAUCAAAGAAGAGAAAGCUCCACUCUUGAAAGCUCAAGAGUUUCCUGAAGUCGAAAGGAACAACUGGAUACACAAGGCAAUAGGUCAGACAUUUAAGACCACAGCUCAUCUAGCUAACCAUUUACCCACAGGGACAGCUCUUGCGUACCAGGUCUUAUCGCCAGUUCUCACUAACGGUGGACGCUGCGAUUUCGCUAGCAGAUACAUGACAGAAAUGCUUGUUUCCAUCUGCGCAUUCACUUGCUUCAUACUCAGCUUCAGUGACUCUUACAGGGACUUGAAUGGAACUGUUUGCUAUGGAUUCGCCAUGACCAACGGCCUCUGGAUAAUCGAUGGCAAAGCUGUUCUUCCUAAAGAACGUUCCAAAAGCUACAGACUACAGUUUAUAGACUUCGCACAUGCCUUUAUGACGCUUCUAGUGUUUGGAGCCGUGGUUAUGUUUGAUCAUAAUGUGGUCAACUGUUUCUUCCCCAAACCAUCAGCUGAAGUAGCCGAGCUUCUCUCAGCUUUACCCGUAGCCAUAGGAGUCUUUUGCAGUAUGAUGUUUGCUACAUUUCCUACUACACGCCAUGGAAUUGGCUUUCCACUCUCUGCCCAUUGCUAAAUGAUGUUCUGAUUCUAAAUGUAAUAUCUUCAUAACCUCUUCGACUUGUUUGUUUCAGCUGUCUUCAUCUAAUCUUUCUUGUAUUUAGAUCUCCAAAUCUCUGAGAAGAGAUUCUGAAGCUUCUCCUACAAUCGUUUUGUCCAAUGUAUGACCUAUUAGUACCUUCCAUGUUCCUUUA
This is a messenger RNA of Brassica napus (rape), 832 nucleotides long. RefSeq names its product protein DMP6-like. Bases 1 to 654 code for a protein of 217 amino acids. The transcript has a single exon. Gene Ontology annotation, biological process: endomembrane system organization. Lineage: Eukaryota; Viridiplantae; Streptophyta; Magnoliopsida; Brassicales; Brassicaceae. The record is from RefSeq and is a predicted model, not a curated record.